UGUGCACAGCGCUCACGCACGCGCAGUUACGUGCACGUACGUGCACAUCGCUAACCGCGCUGUGCCGUUAUCCCAGUAUUUGUGGGAGCGGCCGAGCUGACCCCGCGACCCGGGAUGUCCGAGCUGCCCGCGGACAAAGGUGUCCCACCGGCGGGCGCAAUAAAUGACAACGGCGACGUCCGGCAGGCGGAGGUAGGCGGCAGGAGGCCGGAGCCGGCCCCCGCGCAGCCUGUGGAGGCCAGGGACCGUCCGAUGGCGGCGGCCGGAGAAGGUCCAAUGGCUUCACCCGGGGAAGGUCCGGGGCCGGAGGCCAGGGAAGGUCCGAUGGCGGCGUCCAGAGAAGGCCUGGGGGCAGCGGCCAGGGAGGCCCGGAUGGCAGAGGUCGCCCGAUUGUUGGCGGAGCCAGCGGAGGAAGAGGGUCCCGAGGACAGACCCCGGUCCAGGCCCGGGAACGGCCCAGGCCUUGCUGCGUUGCCAUAUCUCCGCCUCCGUCACCCACUUGGCGUUUUAGGAAUUAAUUACCAGCAGUUCCUCCGCCACUAUCUGGAACACUACCCGAUUGCUCCUGGCCGAAUCCAGGAGCUUGAAGGACGCCGCAGGAGAUUUGUGGAAGCCUGCAGAGCCAGGGAAGCGGCGUUUGACGCCGAGUAUCAGCGGAAUCCUCAGAGGAUGGAUUUUGAUAUUUUAACAUUUAGUAUAACUCUGACUGCAUCUGAAAUUAUCAAUCCUCUGAUAGAGGAACUUGGUUGUGAUAAGUAUAUCAGUAGAGAAUAGUUUAAUGAUGCAACUACUUUCAGAACCUCUGCCUUCAAGACAGUAUUAUAUACCACUCCUGUAACUUGAUUUUACAAAUCAAAGUACGUGAGAAUAAGGCAAAGCACAGUUGGGGAAAAAAAGGAAGCUUAUCAAGAAAAACUCAGAAGAAAUGGAAAAAAGGUCAAAACCUUAUGACUCUUCUGACGUCCUUUGAGUUUGUGAUUGACCUAGAUUCUUUUCCCAGCAUUGUGGAAAUGGCUUUUCAAAUUGCUUCACUGAAGUGAAGAAUGGUUUUCUACAAGUCCAUUUGCGGGUCUGGCCAAGUUAGAGCUGAGAGUCGGAGAGGAGAGAGCUCGGCUUCUUUCAAAAGGGGUGAACUCUGAUACCUUGAGAUGACUGGCGUGAAAAGCGGGAUAAUCUUCUUCUUGGCGAAGGGCUCUGCGUCUGUGGGUUUAAUAGCCAUAGGGUCUGUGGUGUGGCCCGCUGCACUAGUAGUGGUCGCUGGGAUGGCCCUUUAACUCCUGGAAGAGGAGCACUGAAACAUCAUGCCCUAAGAGGUCCUAGGUUGACCACAGGUAAAAAUGAACAAGAACCCUAAAAUGUAUUGAAAGGAAUCCUCUCCCAGCCCCCUGCAGACUGGAGGAUCCACCUUCCUGGAGUCAGGAAUCCUUUGAAGCAACAUUUUAUCUUUGGGGUUUGAACAAAAUAAUUUGUGGGCAUAAAAAUAAAUUUGUUGAACACACAC
This is a messenger RNA of Odocoileus virginianus texanus, 1501 nucleotides long. Its product is annotated as EP300-interacting inhibitor of differentiation 2. Gene Ontology annotation, cellular component: nucleoplasm. The record is from RefSeq and is a predicted model, not a curated record. Gene Ontology annotation, molecular function: transcription corepressor activity. Gene Ontology annotation, biological process: negative regulation of DNA-templated transcription. NCBI's taxonomy places the organism in Eukaryota, Metazoa, Chordata, Mammalia, Artiodactyla, Cervidae.